This is a messenger RNA of Eurytemora carolleeae, 489 nucleotides long. RefSeq names its product ribosome-binding protein 1-like. The coding region runs from base 1 to 489 and encodes 162 amino acids. NCBI's taxonomy places the organism in Eukaryota, Metazoa, Arthropoda, Copepoda, Calanoida, Temoridae. The record is from RefSeq and is a predicted model, not a curated record. The transcript has a single exon.
AUGGAAAGAAGGAAGAAAAGGGGAUGGAAGAUGGAAAGAGGAAUAAACGGGGAUGGAAGAUGGAAGGAAGGAAGAAAAGGGGAUGGAAGAUGGAAAGAAGGAAGAAAAGGGGAUGGAAGGAGGGAAGAAGAAGGGUUGGAAGAUGGAAGGAUGGAAGAUGGAAUGAAUGAAGAAAAGGAGAUAGAAGAUGGAAGGAGGGAAGAGAAGGGGAUAGAAAAUGGAAGGAAGGAAGGAAGGAAGAAAAGGGGAUUGAAGAUGAAAGGAUGGAAGAAAAGGGGAUGGAAGAUGGAAGGAAGGAAGAAAAGGGGAUGGAAUAUGGAAGGAAGGAAGAAAAAGGUGAUGGAAGAUGGAAGGAAGGAAAAGGGGAUGGAAGAUGGAAGGAAGGAAGAAAAGGGGAUGGAAGAUGGAAGGAUGGAAGAAAAGGGGAUAGAAGAUGGAAGGAGGGAAGAAAGGGGAUGGAAGAUGGAAGGAGGGAAGAAAAGGAGAUAG